UAUUUUUGCAUAUUUAUGAUCAUAGAUGGCUGUCAAAAUUACACAUUUUUGUAAAUAAGAUAUAUUUUCCUGUGUUCAGUUAUUGUUUUGUUUUAUCUAUCUAUUUAGCCGUGAACAAAAAUGUUAAAGGGAGCUGUUGAUCUCACUCAAACUGGGUCCGAGAGGCCUUCGUCCCCUGCCCGGCUGGCCUACGCCUCUGACAAACACCCCAAACACACGCUGGAAGCCAUCAACGUGCUCCGUAAACAUAGAGAGCUCUGCGAUGUGGUCCUUAUUGUUGGGCAGAGAAAGAUAUUUGCCCACAGGGUUAUUCUAUCAGCAUGUAGCCCUUACUUCCAUGCUAUGUUUACUGGAGAGCUGGCCGAGAGUAGACAGACGGAGGUCACAAUUCGGGAUAUCGAUGAAAAUGCUAUGGAACUUUUGAUAGACUUCUGUUACAUGUCAAACAUUAUGGUUGAAGAGAGCAAUGUGCAGACUUUAUUGCCAGCUGCGUGCUUGCUGCAGCUUGCAGAAAUACAAGACGUGUGCUGUGAAUUUUUGAAAAGACAAUUAGAUCCAUCAAAUUGCCUUGGAAUUCGGGCUUUUGCAGACACACAUGCGUGCAGGGACUUGUUACGGAUUGCAGAUAAAUUUACACAACAUAAUUUUCAAGAGGUGAUGGAGAGUGAGGAGUUCAUGUUGCUGCCCAUCAACCAGCUGAAGGAGAUCAUCGCCAGUGACGAGCUCAACGUGCGCACGGAGGAGCAGGUGUUCAGUGCGGUCAUGGGCUGGGUCAAGUACAACAUCCAGGAGCGCAGACAACACCUGCCUGUGGUCCUUCAGCAUGUGAGACUGCCCCUGAUGAGCCCCAAGUUUCUGGUGGGCACAGUGGGGUCAGACCUGCUCAUCAAGAGUGACGACGCGUGCAGGGACCUCGUGGACGAGGCCAAGAAUUACCUGCUCCUGCCCCAGGAGCGGCCCCUAAUGCAGGGGCCACGCACCCGCGCACGCAAACCCAUUCGGUGUGGAGAGGUUCUGUUUGCAGUGGGAGGCUGGUGCAGUGGUGACGCCAUCUCUAGUGUGGAGAGGUACGACCCCCAGACCGGGGAAUGGCGUAUGGUGGCCCCCAUGUGCAAGAGGCGUUGUGGUGUAGGGGUGGCAGUGCUCAAUGACCUCCUGUAUGCAGUGGGGGGACAUGAUGGCCAGUCCUACCUUAACUCCAUUGAGAGGUUUGAUCCACAGACCAACCAAUGGAGCAGUGAUGUGGCCCCUACCAGUUCAUGUCGUACCAGUGUGGGGGUUGCGGUGCUCGACAACUACAUGUACGCUGUGGGGGGCCAGGACGGUGUCUCCUGUCUCAACUUUGUAGAGAAGUAUGACCCACAGUUGAACAAGUGGACCAAGGUUGCUUCCAUGAGUACACGAAGACUUGGGGUUGGAGUGGCAGUCCUUGGGGGUUACCUGUAUGCAGUGGGGGGCAGUGAUGGUACCUCCCCUCUCAACACAGUGGAGCGCUAUGAUCCAAGGUCUAACCGAUGGAUACCUGUCUCUCCCAUGGGUACUAGACGCAAGCAUCUGGGUGUGGCGGUGUACAACAACAUGAUCUAUGCCGUGGGUGGUCGAGACGACACCACCGAGCUGAGCAGUGCAGAGCGGUACAACACCCAGACCAACACCUGGCAGCCUGUCGUCGCAAUGACCUCCAGACGGAGCGGGGUGGGCCUGGCUGUUGUCAAUGGGCAGCUAAUGGCCAUAGGAGGCUUUGACGGCACGACAUACCUGAAGACUAUAGAGCAGUAUGACCCCGAGAAUAACUGCUGGAAACUCUGUGGGGGAAUGAACUAUCGGCGCCUUGGGGGCGGGGUGGGGGUGGUCAGGAUGCCCCAACAUGAGACACAUCUGUGGUGAUAAGGGGUAGGGGUAGUGACAAGUAGUGGAAAACAGAAAGUUACACAUCUGUGGUGAUAGGGGGGACAGACAACUAUGGAUGUCUGAUGAGGGACCUUCAGUCAAAGCAAACUGUUUUGAUACUAUCUUUGUUUGGAAUCAGGAGAGCAAUUGACAAUGUUUAUACACUCAUUCGUGAGUUUAAUUGGUCAAGGUUUUACAGAGUUGAGCUCAUGCUUUUAUGGUGAAAACUCUUGAUUCAUGUCUAUUUAGCGUGAAUUUGGUGAAUUGAAUUGGAGUGUUACUCUAAUAUUGAGUGGUGACAAUAUGUGGAAAUCUUAAGGCAUCCAGUAACCAAUAAAAAUGUUAUAAAUUCUGUGCUUUAAAGUCCAUGGAAUGCACUGGUACAAGACUGAUGUGUGAUGAUAACUUAGAAGAUGGAUACUCAUAACAACUUCUAGUGUUUGACAUAUAAUUUGUUCAAAUAGCAAGGUCCAGGGUAAAUCUGUCAAGGAAUUUAGGCCCAUGUAAAGCGCUUGGAUGGGAUUAUUGUUAUUGUUUUCUAUACUAAGGUACAAGGGGCAUGACUCUUGUAAAAAACUGCAAAUUAAAAAAUAUUUGGCUCAUUAAAAGUUAAGAACGUUAUUCAUAUUGUAACCUUUUUGUACCAUUAUAAAGUUUUAUAACUCGCUCAAAGAAAAUGCUUUCUCAGAAGUACAUGAAAAUGAUCUUCUGUCAGUAACCUUUUCCAGUAGAACUGCACUAUAUUAACCCUUUCCUUCUCAGAAGCAGAGUGAAAAUGGCUAUAUGCAACCAGCAUAAAAAACAGCCUGUGAUUAACUUGCAGUCUGAACAGGCUUUCUAUUGUUUGCUGCCCAUCAGUGUCUGUAGAGGUGGAAAUGAAGCCUUUAAUACUUGACUUUAGUAACAAAAGUCUUACAUUAAAUUGAUUUUCAAA
Dreissena polymorpha is the source of this 2824-nucleotide messenger RNA. Its product is annotated as kelch-like protein diablo. The record is from RefSeq and is a predicted model, not a curated record. Gene Ontology annotation, molecular function: protein binding. The transcript is spliced from 9 exons. Lineage: Eukaryota; Metazoa; Mollusca; Bivalvia; Myida; Dreissenidae. Bases 121 to 1887 code for a protein of 588 amino acids.